UUGGAAAGUCCAUGGUUUGGAGACUAGAGACUGGAGAGUAGAGACAAGGAAGAAGAUGCUGUAGAGAGGAAGACAAAAGGCUCAACUCAUGCUAAAUCCUUGAAAAUAUUCGGUAUCUUUGAAUGAAAUGGACUUUGAUUAUUGGAUUUUUUAUGUUAAUCACUUUCAUUGGCUACAUUAACUUUGUGACCAUCGAAAUAUUGUCUCAAGCCUUGGAAGUUCCGGGGGAAAACGUUUAACCUGAUCAAAAUGGUCCAAACCCAUCUUCAUCCUUAUUGUUUCUCUUCUCCCAGAGCUGUGAUCUUCCUCAGUAAUGGCUAAACAUUCUCAUGUCCCAAAAUUUGGCAACUGGGAGAAAGAUAAUAUCCCAUACACAACCUACUUCGAGAAUGCACGCAAAGAGAAAGCAGGCAUGAGGAUGAACCCAAAUGAUCCAGAGGAGAAUCCUGAGGCGUUUAUGUAUGGGAGAGGAGACCUGGAAGGUGAUGGUGAUUCCCGACCAGUUCAGACGCCUGUCUAUGUUGAUUCUGAUAAGUACAUUUCAGUAGAAAAACACAAUAUUUCGGGGCACAAUCCUCAAGGGAGACAGAAGAGCGUCAGGUCAGAAUCUGGUAACGAUAAAAGCCAUUCUGAUUAUUCACAUCCGCAGCCUGGUCACAGACCUUUAAAAUCUGAUCGAAAGAAGGGUCCCGGCGAAGGAAGUAACAGCUUCUCUCCACCAGUACAAGGACACACCAGGCAGAGAAGUGGAAGUUAUCCUUCUGAUGAAACUCGGCAUCAUAGAACAGCAUCUGUACCCAAAUUUGGGGCUUGGGAUGAAACUGACCCGAAAUCGGGUGAAGGUUUUACUGUCAUAUUCAACAAAGUGAAGGAGGAGAAGCAAAAGGCAUCUACCACGUUCCCAACUGUGCCUUCACAAGCAGGCAGUCAUUCAGAUGGUCAGAGAAAUACUGCAGCUUCUCCCUCCAAAUCAAAGAUAUGCUGCUGUCUAUUUUCGCGCAAAUGAUUUACUUGGUUGAUCGGCAAAUUCAUACAUGGCAUCCAUUUUUCUCAUCAUGUAUUGCAUACAAUCGAUUAAGAUAUUAUUCUUUACA
Molecule: messenger RNA, 1094 nt
Organism: Pistacia vera
Lineage: Eukaryota; Viridiplantae; Streptophyta; Magnoliopsida; Sapindales; Anacardiaceae
Product: RPM1-interacting protein 4-like
Exons: 4
Coding region: 314-1006 (230 amino acids)
Source: RefSeq, a predicted model, not a curated record